AUGUACAUUCCACAUACAUCAGAUCUUAUUAUAUCAAACAGUACUUUACAUUCAACAAAUACUAUUACUAUUAUGAAUACUAAUAUGAAUGAACAAAAUACUAUUGAAUUAUGUAAAUUACAAAAAUUUAAUAAAAAUGAAAUCAAUAAUGAUCAUGAUUUUGGAAAUUAUUCUAAUCCAGAUCAAAUUUAUUCCAUAAAUAAAAAUUUAUUUAAAUAUGAUUUUGAUAAAUUUAAUACAUCUUAUACAAUUGAUUUGAAUACUCAAUUAACACCGAUUAAAUUACAUAACAAUACUACUAAUAAUAGUAAUAGUAAUAAUAAUGAUAAUAGUGGUAAUAUUAAAAAAUCAUUACCCCCCGACUUAUCAAUGAAUUAUCAAACUGAAUUAAUUGAACGAAAUACAAAAUCUUUUAAUUUUAAAAAAGAAACCGUACAUCACAAAAUAAUUGAUAAUAGUAAUAAUAACAUACAUAAUAAACAUGAUCAUCAUAAUCAUUUGAAUGCUCUUAGUAACAAUGUAUUUAUCUCUGAUAGUUUUAUUCAUCCUAUUACUAUGAAUUCAACAUCAACAACAUCUUCUGUGUUACAUUCAACUCAUUCACAUCAUAAUGGGAUAGUUUCUAAUAACUUACCAAAAUCAAAACAUCAUCAGCCAACAAUAAAAAACUUUAAUGAUCAUAUAAAAUCAAAUUUUGAUAUGUAUGAACCAAAUAUGAAUAAUUCAUUAACAAAUAAAAAAUUAUCAUGUCGUCCACAAUUUAAUAAACGUCAACGACGUCAAAGAACACAUUUUACUAGUCAACAAUUACAAGAAUUAGAAGCAACAUUUGCUAGAAAUCGUUAUCCUGAUAUGAAUUUACGUGAAGAAAUAGCUACAUGGACAGAAUUAUCUGAAGGUCGUGUAAGAGUAUGGUUUAAAAAUCGUAGAGCAAAAUGGCGAAAACGUGAAAGACAUCUAGAUGUUGUACUACGUGGAACUAUAAAUAAUCCUUUUGCGCCUUUAAUUCGUUCUGGAGUUGGUCAUCUACCUAAUGGAUUUGUCAAUCAUCCAAUAUAUGGGACGACUGGACAUAGUUUUCCAUCAGCACGACAAAAUCAAUUGUCUAAUACAACUUUAACAUUUUCACAACCACAAGUAUCUUAUUUUCAAAAUUCCUCUACGAAUAAUUCGCGUAAUUCGUAUCCAUUUGUAUCUAAUUUACCAUGUGAUAAUGUAUUACCAAGUUUGAUAAAUAGAACUAGCCCGAAUUCUCUAAAUCAACCUUUUACUGAUUUUACAAAUGAUAAUCGAAGUGAUACAGAUGAGUUUCAUAGUUAUCAUCUUGGAUUGCCAGGUACAUAUCCGUUUAAAUCUAUCAGCAAUGGUAAUAAUAAUAAUAAUAAUAAUAAUAAUAAUAAUAAUGAGUUAAUCUACUCUAUUCCAUGCUGUAUGUCACAGAAUGAAACAAAUUUACACGUGGGAUUACCGGUAUGUUUACCCCAUUCAACAUGGAUAACUAAUUUCAGUAAUACUGAUUAUAAUAAUAAUAAUAAUUUGCAAUCUACAGACUUCAGUGCAGCAGCUUUUGCCGCAUCAAACAUGUUGAAUACUUAUUCAUCAGUAAUUCAUGGAAUCAAUUCAACAAAUCUACUUGGUUUCAAUACGAAGAAAAAUCCUAAUAAUUACCCGUCUUUUACUUCAGCAAAUUCAUUUUUAUCUAAUGAAACAAUCAAUCAAACAGUUAGUCCACUAUUAAAUUAUUCAAAUCACUUACAAAAUACAGGUUUACGACCAUUGGAUGUAUCAUUCACUACUGAAAAUACCAUCACUAAAAGUAGUUGUCUUGGAUCGACGUUACUUUCAUCAGAAACAAUGUCAUCGAUGGGAACAACACCAGUGACAGGAUUGACAAGUAUACCUAAUUGGCCAUCUAUCAACAAGCCUAUGAAUUCAAAUCAGUACAUAGAUGAUUUUCCGUCAAUAAAAAUGAAUACACGUAUAGAUGACGAAAUCAAAUUUCAUUCAAAACAAUUUUUAUUUGAUGAUAUAAAUAAUUCAUUGAAAACAUUCAAAGAUACCAAAGAUUAUGUGAAAACGUCAUUUACAAGUGAAAAUAAACCUUCUUUGCAACAAGUAAUGAAUGCCGAUCAUAAUACUACUAAUAUAAGUAAUAUGCAUGAUUCAGAACUAACUAACAAUAUACAUUUUGAUAACUUUAUUCAUCCUUUUAUUGCAAAAAAUGAAACGUAUUUUAAUACAAAUGAAAGCACUGAAUCUAUAGAUUGCAUGAAUACAAAUCGCCAUUUCUCGUCAUCACCGAUCUCAUCGUCACCAUCAUCCACAGUACCUUCAGUAUUAAAUUCAAUAUCUACAAAGAAAUAUGAUUACUUACAAUUAAUGAAUUCAUCACAAUCAAAUGAAAUAUUUUUUGAUAGUACCAACCAUCGUAGAGUAAAUGAACAAAAUUUCAAAUUAGAAGAACCAUUAUCUAUAAACAAAUCAUUGAUUCAAUAUCAUCCGUAUCGUCAACAUAUACGUCCAACACAAUCACAAUCAUUUCAACACCAGAUAAAUGAACCUGUACUUAUGAUGCCUGGUAGUACAAAUAAUUUUUCAUUUCUACCGACUGCAGCUAUGAUGGCCGCAGCUGCUGCCGUAAAAAUGAAUACAAAUGUAUGUAAUACUACAAAUUUUAAUGAAUCAAAAACUUUAGUAAAUAUCAUGUCAAAAACUUGUACGCCAACUGAUACAAUGACUAAUCCAACAUUAUCAGAACGAUAUACAAAUUUAAGUAAAUUCCCUACUGUAACAGACACAAUUUUAACAGACGCUUCAAGAACAACAACAACAGUAUCAUCAUCAUCUUCUUCAUCAUCGAAUAUUAUAAAUGAUAAACAAACUAACCAUGGAAAUUAUCGAAAUUCAAUGUUCACUCAUUAUGUUCUACCACAAACCAUUCAUGAAACCAGUCAAUUGAAUGAAGUUAAUCCAAUUUCAAAUUCAAAUAUUUAUCAAUUCUAUAAUUAAUAUUUGGAAAAACAAAACAAAACGAGAUAGAAUAUUAAAACAAUUGAGGGGAAAAGAAAAAUUUGAAUGAUCUGAAUAUCUUCCAGUCACUUUUUGUCAUAGAAACAAAUAAGUCCAUAUGAAUUUAUGAAAAAACAGCUAUCUUAUGUUCAUGUUGUAUGUAUAAUAUGAUCAUUAAUUAGGUAUUAAAUGGUUGACAACUGCGUAUACAAAUGUAUUUGGAUAUAGAUAUUUUUAUUCUUCUGUAAAUGUAUUCAAUGUAUAUUGUGGUUAUUAAUUUUUUUUUCAACCAUUUACAUAUUCAACUAUUUAACAUUCCAUUUUGUUCAAACAAAACAUUUUCUGAUUGUCUUUAAU
Schistosoma rodhaini is the source of this 3366-nucleotide messenger RNA. The record is from the annotation of a GenBank genome assembly. Lineage: Eukaryota; Metazoa; Platyhelminthes; Trematoda; Strigeidida; Schistosomatidae.